Molecule: messenger RNA, 773 nt
Organism: Dermatophagoides pteronyssinus (European house dust mite)
Lineage: Eukaryota; Metazoa; Arthropoda; Arachnida; Sarcoptiformes; Pyroglyphidae
Source: RefSeq, a predicted model, not a curated record
AUGUCCUUAUUACUUUACAUAAAAAUAAAUUCAAAAUUUCCAAAUGUUCAAAGUUAUACUGAACAAGAUUUAUACAAUUAUUCAAAUUAUAGUCUAACAUCGAUACAAUCAAAACAACAACAACAAAAUUAUAGUUAUGAUUUAAAUUAUACAAAAAAUCGAUCAUCAUCAAAUUCUGGUGAACAUCAAAAACAGCAACAACAACAACAAGAAAUCGCUGAUACCGUUGAAGAACCGGAUUAUUUUCAAGAUAUGGUACCUGAAUUUAAAAAACCAAAAACGGUUUAUGUGAAUAAACAUGAUCAUCCAAUGAUAUCCAGCGAUAAUAAUCAACAAAACAAUUAUGAUAAUAAUGAUGAGCUUAAUAAUAAAAUUGAAAAAAAAUUUCGUUUUAAACAACAACAACAAAAUCAACAACAACAAGAUUCAUCAUAUCAAUUUAAUAAUAAUAAUAAUAUCGAUAAUGAUUUAUUAUCGAAUGAACCGAAUUUUACAAAUCAAUUUGGUACAAUUCAAUUAUCAUCAUCAUCAACAUCAAUGGAUAUGAAUACGAAUCAAAUAACUAGCUGGGAAGAUAUGGCUAAUAAUGAUGAAGAAUUAUGGAUUGAUACUGAUCAACAAUUAAAAACAAUGAGACAACAACGUCGUGAACAACGUUUAAAUGAACAUCGAAGACAAAAACAAUUAAAACAUAAAAAUGGUUGAUUGAAACUAAACAAACAAAUUCAAUCAUAAUCAAAUAAUGAUUAUUAUGAUUAUUUAUUAAUAUAAAA